Molecule: messenger RNA, 5895 nt
Organism: Ostrinia furnacalis (Asian corn borer)
Lineage: Eukaryota; Metazoa; Arthropoda; Insecta; Lepidoptera; Crambidae
Exons: 31
Coding region: 133-5811 (1892 amino acids)
Molecular function (GO): protein binding
Source: RefSeq, a predicted model, not a curated record
AGUAAAAAAAUAAUGGUUGAUUGAUUGAUUGUCAAAAAAUAAAAAAAAUAUUAUUUUACUUCAUUUACCAAGCAUUACACGCCGAAAUGUGGAAAUUAGACUAAAAAUAAUUGAAUUUGAAUAAAUUCUAAAAUGGCUUCUGGUAGGCCAAGAGUGUCGGCCCAUGGCGAUUCCAUGAACUCCGACGAUCUUGUCCCGCCGGGAACCACAGGCAUGGAGCAGGAUACAUCUUCACUGACCGUGCCCAGAGUAGUCAAACUGUCCAAGAAAGGCAUCGAAAAUGCCAAGAAGAGACUACGGGCGUUCUCCAUUCAAAAGAAGACGCCAAUCACGCCUAUUGUAGUACCAAAACCCGUUAACACUGGAAGCACUACAGUGUUGAUCGGCAAGCUGAGCAGUGUCCGAACCACCCCGAAGCCAGACGUGGAGCCCGACAAGAAACCGCCCAGGCCGCCCAAGCCCGGGGCCAGUAAGAAAAAUUUUCAAGAUUCAUACACGGAGUUGCAAAAGCGCACCCUAUCAGAAAUCGAGGAUAUGAAGCGGAAAAUGGAGCUGGUGGAACUGGGCAUCCCGUUGGGGCUGAUAUGCCCUAGCUCGACCAGCGAGAAGGCCAUGCCUACAAAAGCCAUGCCUCCCAUCAAGACAUUCUUAGACGAAACAAAGGUGGAUGAGCUCAUACGUGAGGCUAAAAAGGCGAAGGCUGCUGGCAAAGAUUUCAAAUUCGACUACCAGAAACUUCUGCCUGACUACGACAAUCCGUUUCAAAGAAAAAAAGAUGAAUUCGUGCCGAAUGAAAAAGAGAAAAUCGAGGACGACCGCGCUUCCUCCUCAAGCAAGAACAAAGCAGACAGAGAAAAAGAAUCAGAAUCCAGUUACAAACCCAGGACAUCUGAUAAGUAUGAACGAAGGCACUCUGACUACAGAAAAGAUGACAGGAAAGAUAGAUACAAAGAUAAGAGUAAAGAAAGAGACAGGGAGAGGGAUAGAGAAAGAGACAGAGAUAAAGAUAGGGAUAAGAGUAAGGACAAAGAAAAGGACAAAGAUAAAAAGGACGCAGAUCGUGAAGUGAAAAAAGAUGAUAAAGUUCCUAAAGAAACAGAUGUGAAUCUAAAUGAUUAUUUAGUCUGUGAUACUUGGUCUUUAGAUAAUGAGGAUAAGUCUAUUUCUAGUCCUAAGGUUGACCCUACGAGGUACUCGAUGAUGAGGGCUAAGCACGCAGCCGACUUGCUGAAAGCAAGCCUGAUGAAUAGGGACAGGUGUUCCGAAAGUCCCAGCGGUAAACCGGCGAAGUUAGAGAAACUGCAACCAGUGAUGGAUUCUUUCGAAUACGAAAUUGACCCAACCGAAGACGAAGCGUUAGACAUGUUUGACGAAGAUUCGGUGCUGGAAAAGUUUAAUAAACCGACGAUAGUUAAGGACGACCCGUUCGAUUCUCCGAUAGAUCUGAAACUGUUUGAUUAUGACCAAGAUUUGACUAAGGAAGGUGUGAUAGACGCGAAUGACGAUAAUUUCUUGGAAUCUGUUAUUAACGAGAUCAAGCAAGAGAAUAUGAGUGAUGAGACUAGUCAGGACAAGGGUUUGGUUGAAUACGAUUCUCCCAAAGACGAUUACGAUGAUAAUUCCAAAAACGACGCGAGUUUGGGUUCAGUGACACCUGAAUUGGAUGACAGGAUGCGAGACUUGCAAUCGAGUCAGCGUAGUAACUACUCAGACGGUUACAGGUCUACCGAAAGCGGUUACAAAUCAACCGAGAGUGGUUACAAGUCAACAGAGAGUGGUUACAAGCAAGCGGACAACUACCGUCUUUCGGUGGAAAAGGAAUUGGACGAUUCGUUGGAAGCCAACAAUAUGUCGAAGAGCACCGUGGAUUCACUGGAGACGUGGAGCUUCGUGCUCAAGAUAUGCCAGCCGUUGCUGUUCAGGCACGACAGGAAUAAAUGCUACAAGGAGACGCACAGCCACCCUAAGAUCUGGUUCGCGGAGAACCCCAAAGGCUGCAGCUGUGUCAAAGACCGUUCCGUGGUGUAUGAAGAGCUGGAAAUGUGCAAGAUGGCGCUUGUAGACCGUGUCUACGGCUGCGACCAGAUCCCCGACGAGGCCCCGCUAAAGGCCCGGGCUUGGUACCCGCGCGGGGCGUUCUGCGGCCCCGCGCCCGCGCCCGCGUCCGACUGGGAGGACGAGGAGCGGCCCCCGCCCCCGCCAGGGUCGUUGACCCCGCAGCAUACUGAGGAAAUAUAUCUGGAUAGGGAGUAUCAGAGGUUCAUGCAAGCCGUCUGGCCAGACGUGUCCGAGCCCAAGGACACUUCUCGAAGCACCACGCCCAUCCGCCAGGUCGCCAGAAAGAAGAAGAAGCCAGAAGAGACUGAGAAAGAAGAAGAUAAGAAGAAAGUCAAAAAGGUCAAGCUUAGCAGCGAGGGAUGGAGCCAGGAAUCCGACGUGGAAGAGGAUAGUGAGAAACACAAGAAGUUAAAGACAGAAAAAGAGAAGUCGCGCAAGCGCAAGCACUCAGUUUCGAGCGAGACCACGCCCACCGAAAGCGACGAUAGCAAGAAGAAGAAAAAGCUGAAAAAGAAGGGUAGUAAGAUACUAAAGGCUAAGUUGGCAAAGAAGCGUCGCAAGGAUAAGAAGAUGAAGAAACGCCUUAAGGACAAACAGAAGAAGAAGAAGAAAACACCGAAGGUCGAGGAGAUCAGCGACGACUCUGGAGAUGAGAAAGAAAAGAAAAAGAAAAUCAAAAAGAAAAAGCAACUAAAACUCAAGAAAAUCCAAAAGAAGAAGAAAGUGCAAGUGAAAUCUUCUAGCAGCUCAUCUUCAAGCACUAGCAGCUCCGACAGCGAGUCCGAAGAAGAAAGAAAGAGGAAACAGAAGAAGAAAGAACUAGCCGCUAAAAAGAAAAAAGAUAAAAAGAAGAAACGUAAACAAUCUUCAGAAAGCGACGAACUGUUCGACGUUAAUGUACUAAACAACAUAAAAACAGAAAGAAUGAGCGACGAUGAAUUCUCUCCAAGACGGCAAAAACCAAGAGAAAUUAUUAACGUGAAAGAACUACAAAAAGAUUUUGUAGGUAGUAACAUACAUAUAAAGCAGGAGAAAGUGGAGUCCCCUGUAGCAUCACCUAAAGAAGCAGUUAGUCCGCCGAUAGUAGAUAUUAAAGAAGAGAGCUGUGAGGUGCUGCAAGACCAAUCUACGCCGCCUGAGAAGGUGGAGACUAAAGAAGAAGUCGUGGAGCCAGUGAAGGAACCGACCCCAGAGCCAGUUCAAGAAAUUGAAUCGCCGAAUAAUAAUAUGCUAGAGGAAUCUCACUCCAUACCCCUCCCCGACGAUCCAAUCACAACUACCAAUUUGGAAGAUAUUGCUCUUCCAUCUGAAGACAACAGAACAGAUCAGAAAGCAGAACCCUCCCAAACUUAUUACGAAAUUAAAACCGAUCAGGCUGAUGUCUAUCAAAAGCAGGGCGAGAUCUAUGAGAAACAUGGGGAUACCUAUCAGAAACAGGGAGAUAUUUAUCAGAAGGAGGGGGACCUCUAUCAGAAAUACGGGGAUCUGUACCAGAAGCAAGGGGACAGUUAUCAGAAGCAAGGGGACACAUAUCAGAAACAAGGGGACACCUAUCAAAAACAAGGGGACACCUAUCAGAAACAAGGGGACACCUAUCAGAAACAAGGGGACAAUUAUCAGAAACAGGGCGACUCUUAUUCGAAACAGACUGAAUCGUAUACGAAACAGGGUGAUGUUUAUCAGAAGCAAAACGACAGCUAUCAGAAACAGGGCGAUCAGUACCAGAAGCAAGGGGACGUGUAUCAGAAGGAUUUAGAAGUGGAGGGGGAAGAGAAGUUUGCCGACAGCUAUGAGAUGUUGGAGCAGAUGGCUAUGGCGUAUCAGAGCGAUGUUGCUAAUCAGCACCUAUCAGGAACAGUACCCAUAGACCCGGCGUUGGAUUCGCCGCAAUCGCAGCGCAUCGAGACUGUGGUCCGGCGGCGCGGCGAGAUCAAGUGCGACUGGCGCGCCGGGGACACGCCGGCGGCCCAGCACACGCAGCAGCGGCCUUCGCGGUGGGCCUCUAAUGGUGCCUCGUCGCAGCGCAUGAGGCCAAAGUCUAUUACAGGUUUAAAUAUUCAGCGCAUCGAGACGGUGGUCCGGCGGUGCGGCGAGAUCAAGUGCGACUGGCGCGCCGGCGACACGCCGGCGGCCCAGCACACGCAGCAGCGGCCUUCGCGAUGGGGUCUGAAGCCGGGUGAAGUGAACAUAGUCCUGACAGGAGGGCCGGCGAGCGAGCCCGCCGUGGCUUAUCCCAUCCGCAGCGUACUGGAGCGCGGGCCCUACGAGAUACAGACCCUCGCCAAUAGGCAGGACCACCAGAACAUCGGGUACGAUGAAGCAUACAUGGACAUGUUCGGCUCAUCGGACCGCAUGCAAUACGGCGAUUGCUUCGCGACAGAGACCCCUGCGCCGCGUCUGUCAUCCCUGGAUGAAAGAAUCAACCGGGCACUCAGGGAAACCAAUCUUGGUGAAGUGACAAAAGAGACAGAUGAUGUGGAAACAGACAAAGAUACCCCAGAAAAGGGGAUCCUGGUUACCAAGUCGUUGUGUGUGGAGUCUUCCCGUAGCGCCAAGCGAGUCAGUUUCGCUGACGGGUACAAGCCUGGACAGGACUCCGACACAGAGGAGCCUCCCGUCAAGAAGCAUAUACAGAAAACCGACAUGGUUAACAACUGGACCUUGGUCCCCGAGCACAACACUCGCUCGGAAAGAAGCAAUUCCACAUUAGCUUCCUAUACAGGUCUGAAGCCGGGUGAAGUGAACAUAGUCCUGACGGGAGGGCCGGCGAGCGAGCCCGCCGUGGCUUAUCCCAUCCGCAGCGUGCUGGAGCGCGGGCCCUACGAGAUACAGACCCUCGCCAAUAGGCAGGACCACCAGAACAUCGAGAUAACCAAAAUAGCGGUUCUUAGGUACUGUUUGGGAGUUCUGGGACGUUGGACCAUGGUCACACCAGGUCUGAAGCCGGGUGAAGUGAACAUAGUCCUGACGGGAGGGCCGGCGAGCGAGCCCGCCGUGGCUUAUCCCAUCCGCAGCGUGCUGGAGCGCGGGCCCUACGAGAUACAGACCCUCGCCAAUAGGCAGGACCACCAGAACAUCGAGUACGAUGAAGCAUACAUGGACAUGUUCGGCUCUUCCGACCGAAUGCAAUACGGCGAUUGCUUUGCCACGGAAACUCCUGCGCCGCGUCUGUCAUCCCUGGAUGAAAGAAUCAACCGGGCACUCAGGGAAACCAAUCUUGGUGAAGUGACGAAAGAGACAGAUGAUGUGGAAACGGACAAAGACACCCCAGAAAAGGGGAUCCUGGUUACCAAGUCGUUAUGCGUUGAGCCUUCUCGCAGCGCCAAGCGAGUCAGUUUCGCCGACGGGUACAAGCCUGGACAGGACUCGGACACAGAGGAGCCUCCCGUCAAGAAGCGCAAGAAGGCGCGUCGCACCGGCUGCGCGUGGCCGUGUCCCGCCACGCACCCGGACCACGUGCCGCUGUGGGACGCGCUGCCGCCGCCGCCGCCGCCCGCGUCCCCGCCGCCGCCGCCCGCCGCCCCGCCGCCGCUGCACCUGCUGCGCCGCCCGCCCGCCCAGCCGCUGCUCACGCCGCCCGCCCACGGCCUCAAGAUGGCGCCCGCCGCCCCGCCGCCGCUGCACCUGCUGCGCCGCCCGCCCGCCCAGCCGCUGCUGCAACCGCCCGCCCACGGGCUCAAGAUGGACCCAAACGUGUCUCUGCCGCAGUUCAUGCCGCCGGAGCCUCCGCCCGGCCUCCUCAACUUCCCCUGAGACCAGUGAUGUUGUUCUAAGAUUGACUAAUUGUUUUAUAGAUAUAAGACGAAUUGUAAAUAAAUCUACUUUUUCUAAACUAGU